Terrapene triunguis (Three-toed box turtle) is the source of this 1549-nucleotide messenger RNA. RefSeq names its product sushi repeat containing protein X-linked (gene SRPX). Bases 1 to 1305 code for a protein of 434 amino acids. The record is from RefSeq and is a predicted model, not a curated record. The transcript is spliced from 8 exons. NCBI's taxonomy places the organism in Eukaryota, Metazoa, Chordata, Testudines, Emydidae.
AUGUAUGAAACGCCUUGGUGUUCUCCCAUUAAGGUGAAACAUGGUAAUGCAAACUGCAGAACACCUCAAGGAGAAUAUUACAAAAAUGUCUUGGGGACGAGAUGUGAUAUCCGUUGCCAGAAAGGCUAUGAACUGCAUGGUCCUCAACAGCUUAUUUGUCAGUCAAACAAACGCUGGUCUGGGAAAGUUUUGUGUAAACAAAUACGGUGUCCAACGCUGUCCAUGCCAACUAAUGGGGGGUUCAAGUGCAUAGACGGCGCGUACUUUAACUCAAGAUGUGAGUAUUACUGUUCCCCAGGAUACCAGCUAAAAGGAGACCGGACAGUAACAUGUAUGGACAACAAAGUUUGGAGUGGCAGACCAGCCUCCUGUGUUGGUAAAUUGUGGGCUCUGCCACUCAUCCUCCUCUUGUUUUCUGUCACUCGACAAACUCUCAGCACAGCCAGGCAAUCUGAACAUUCCCCAGUGACAGAAGGGCUUUCCAUCCGAAGGCUGUUAAUAUUUUCCUACUGGACAAACCUUAACUUAAUUUCUGAACACCCGGUCUAUUUUAUUUCAUUUUUUAGUGUGAUUUUGAAAGGCCCAUCCCCUGGGUCACAUUUUUCAGAAGGUGACCACAAGAUCCAAUACACUGUGUAUGACAGAGCAGAAAACAAAGGCACUUGCAAAUUUCUUGUUAAAGUCAGAGUUAGGCGCUGUGGUAAACUGAAUGCCCCAGAAAAUGGCUACAUCAAAUGUACAGGUGAUGGAGAUAACUAUGGUGUCACCUGUGAGUUUUCCUGCAUUGGUGGAUAUGAGCUGCAGGGAAGCCCAGCCAGAGUGUGCCAGUACAAUUUAGGCUGGUCAGGAACGGAGCCAACCUGUACACCUAUGAAUAUUAAUGUUGCUGUGAGAACUGCAGCGGCCCUCUUGGAUCAGUUUUAUGAGAAACGGAGACUACUAAUUGUAUCAACUCCUACUGCAGCCAAUUUUUUCUACAGGUUGCAAUUGGGAAUGCUGCAGCCAGAGCAAUGUGGUUUAGACCUCCGACAUGUUACAGUGAUCGAAUUGGUUGGUGUCUUUCCAGCACAGAUAGGAAGAAUAGGAGUGAAGUUGCUGCCUCCAGCACUUGCUUUGCAACUCAGGUUGUUGCUGCGCAUCCCCCAUUAUAACUUCAGUGUGGUGGUGAUGGACAAGCACGGCAUGGACAAAGAGCGUUACUCUUUCCCACCUACACCGGCGCAGCUCUUUGCGCUCAUUGACACCUUCCCCUUGAGAAAAGAAGAGAUGAAAUUGCAAGCAGAAACUGGCCAGUCAUGUACCUGAUUCAGAAUCAUGGCGUUUCCUCUGGUAGUGAAUUGUAUGAUCAUCCCUAAUCUCCCCCGGGGUGCUACACCACGCAUGGCUUUUUAAAAUCACUGAUGUACAGAUUUUGUGUGUGUAUUUUUAAGUCUAUUUUAUUGUGUAGCUUCUCUGCAUAGGACAGAUGCAUGAUGCUUUUUUGAACUUUCAGCCAUCUUUAGAGAAAUUUGUACUUCGUACUACUCCCCUCUGGAAACCCUUGUACAGC